UCUGGGAGCUCCCCUCCCAGCCCAGGCCCCCCCGGGUGAUGGGCGCUGGUGGGGCAAGGGACGGCUCUGUCCCCUGUGCCCCAUCCCUCAGCAGGUGGCUGUGUAGGGGAGGGCUGGCUGCCUCUGCCACGGGAGCACUUAGUCGCACUGGGCGGGACUGGGGAGUACUGGGAGCGCUGCCACGGAGGGGUGGGCUGUGGGAUCGGGGCCGGAGGGAGCGCAGGGCUGGAUGUGGCUGAGAGCCCCCUCGCAGCCCAAGCAAGAUCUCUGCUGGCUGUGAGCGCUGCAGGCGACCGAGCGCACCUUCCCCCAAAAGGAUGGAAAACAAAGUGUUUAUGUCAUUUGCAUUCUACAGCACGAUCUUGAUUUUAAAAAUGUAUGUUGUUGCCAUCAUUACAGGACAAGUGAGACUCAGAAAGAAGGCGUUUGCAAACCCGGAGGACGCACUGCGCAACGGGGGGCUGCAGUACUACCGCGAGGACCCCGACGUGGAGCGGUGCCGCAGGGCCCACCGCAAUGACAUGGAGAACAUCUUUCCCUUCCUCUUCCUUGGAGCCAUCUACUCCCUGCUGGAUCCCAGUCCCGCAGUGGCCAGGAUCCACUUCUUCAUCUUCUGCGUGGGGCGCAUUGUCCACACCAUCGCCUACCUGCUGCGGCUGAAGGCUCCAACGCGCUCCGUGGCCUACAGCGUGGCGCAGCUGCCCUGCUUCUCCAUGGCUCUGCAGAUCCUCCUCGCCACCACCCCAUACUGGUAACGCCCAGUGAGACCGACCAUCCAAACCCCCUCGUCCUGCGCUCUGCUGGUUUCCCCAGCUGGACUGGAUGGUGUGUGUGCAAGUGUGAGUGUGCACGUGUGUGUGUGUGUGUGUGCGGGGUAUGUUGCCAGGGAGGCUGCCUGCACCCCAAGGAUGAAGUCCCCAGGCUAUUGAAAUUGGGCAGGGAAGUCAUCGGAGAGAAGGGGCACGUCUCCCUCUGGAGCGGGAAGGGGAUGCGGAGGCAGAUUUCUCUCACUCCUGCUAAGGGUGGGAGGGGGAAAGCACCUGGACUACCCCUCGAAGAAGGGGUUCAGUGAAGGAAAGAAGGUUUUCUGGCCCAAUUUCAUUUGGAACUGGGAAGGGGAAGAUGUGCCCUUUCCCCUUGGUCACAAAUACCCUGUGAAUCAGGAAGGGAAAAUCAUGAGGGUCCCACGAAGUCUCUUGGUCAGCAGACGUGGGGUUAUAAAACAGCCACCCUCCUCCUGCCCGGCUGCAUGGGUCUGUGGGGAGGGGGGGUUCCUUAGGUUCCCCCCCCGCGAGGACAACAGGAGGCAGGUGCCUGCCAGGCAGCGUAACGUGGAAGUCGAAAUCUCAGGGGUGACGUUGCGAAGCCACCGAAGCGUUCAGUGCUCCCAGCGCCGCCUUGUCUCACACCACGGGAUGCAGCUCCCUGCCAGGGACUCCCGCUGCAGGCAGGAGCCUGCUUGUCCCAGCGAGGACACCCCGCAGCCGGCGUUCGGCAGCUCCUGGCCAGCAAUAGCCGUGGCUUUUCCAUCUCAGUCUGGCCGUGGCAAGAUGCAGAGGGACGUGUCUGGAGCAGCUGGCAGGAAUCGCUUACCCUGUAGAGGACUGGACACAGAGCUCUGGGACUUCUGGAAAGACUGAGAUGCUCACGCAAAACAGGGGGUCUGCAGUUUGCAGGCAGAGCUUUCUCCCGAGGGUGGUAUCUGCAUUCACAUGCCGCCGAUGCCUGAAAACGCUCCCAGGGCAGCAGGCUGAAUUUCCCCCACUUUGUUUGUAACCUUUCUCUGGCCGCAGAAUGGCCGUUGCUAUUUGGGGAAUGUGCCGUGACCGCUUUGGGGUGUUUUCUUUCAGCUGUUUCCUGCUGUCCACUGCUGCCAAGCCAUGCGCAGCCUGGAUUAGCUGGUGUUUGCAGAAAGCUCUGGAAAUAAGCAGAGUGGCUUUGAACUGCCCCACAGGAGAAUACUGCUGCUCUGCUGCAUCGCCUGAAAGCUGUCCUGUUGGAGAGGAGAGGUGGGGACCACGGUAUCGUGGGAUGACAAACCCUCAUGAGCUCCUCUGCCAUGCCGCUGUCCCGAAGUGCCAAGGGCUGGUCCAGGCAACAGCAGCACGCAAUGGAGCACCCUCCGGAGGACAAGGCAGGAGGAAGCCUCUGCUGUUCAGUGCCUCCUCCCUCUGAACGCAACACAGAGUUUUACUAACAUCACAGGGGGAAACCAGAAUGAACAGAAUAUAAAUUCCCCUUCCACCUGUCCUAAGCCCUAAAGCUGUUCCCUUAACCCCGCUAUCCUCAGAGAUGCUCUUACUGGGACCUCACUGAGUGCCUGCACGCACAAAGCCCGGUUUGAAUCACCAGCUCAGACUGAUGCUCUGAGCCCUUGCCCAGCUGGGGUAGCAGCUUCUGUACCAGUGACUCCCGACCCCGGUGCAGAUGUGGCCUUAGGCUAAGCUGUUUGGUGAGGUUUGGAGCAGAGCACGCUGCUCCUCCGCAGGGGAUGCAGGGCCCACCGCCUGUGGAAGGUAGGCAGGACUGCAGGUUCAGCAGUUUGCUCUCAGCCACUUCUCAUUUAUGCAGCCUCCGCAGAUGUCUGGGUAGGACAUACCCCUCUUAACAAGCCUUUUCUGCCUCACAUGGUGCACAAGGUCUCGAACCCCUGUACAUAUCUCUGCUGCUGCACAUGUAUCCUGGUGGCAGGAAGCAAAUAUUCCCAAUAAAAACAAAUCAUUGUG
Molecule: messenger RNA, 2726 nt
Organism: Grus americana (Whooping crane)
Lineage: Eukaryota; Metazoa; Chordata; Aves; Gruiformes; Gruidae
Gene: PTGES
Product: prostaglandin E synthase
Exons: 4
Coding region: 318-755 (145 amino acids)
Biological process (GO): prostaglandin biosynthetic process
Cellular component (GO): membrane
Molecular function (GO): prostaglandin-E synthase activity
Source: RefSeq, a predicted model, not a curated record